AUGCCGAUCAUGGCCGCGGCCGCUAGCUUCGCACUCGUCUGUGCUGUCUACGGGCAACCGCUCUCGGCGUCGGACUCCGGUUCCUCGCACGACCAGGUGCUGCGCACCGUCCACCUGGAGGAUUGCCCAUCGGAGAUUGAAAAGUCUGGAAACUACAUCGUGCCCCCACAACCAAAUGCCCCCAACGGUGCCGCAUACGAGCCGACUUGCCAGACUCGCAUCCGCGUGCCAGAAGGACACGUCGUGAAGAUUCACUUUCCCGACAAAGACUUCUACUGCCGUGCCUAUCGGCCACUGCAGGGGCUAAAGGGACCGGGAAGCUCACUUAUCGGCCUCUACCUCCGGUUAGGUAUCGACAGCACUGAGAUCUUCUCGCGCGGCAUCGCCGAGCGCGGCGAGGGCGAGCUGUUCAACAUGUGCACCAACCCGGAAGACCAGGCCAUCCUGCACGCGGGCCACCACGAGCUGUUCCACAUCCGCCACCCGACGCGGCCCUUCCAAGUGCGCGUCAAAUUCGUCCGCACCACCCUCCAAUGUGGUGGUCGCGUCGGGCUCGACCAGCUCGAUCUGCCACUGAUGGUGGUGAACAACGCCCCAAGCAAGAAGGACUGGCUCGGUCGCCAGACCUGUCUGCUUUACCUGCCCGGCAUGAUCCACCUCGUCGUCAUGGCCGGAGCUAAGGACGCCGGACCGCUCGGAGAGUGCAACACCCAGCUGAUCUUCCAGCAGGGCAACCACGUCAAGAAGCUCCGCCGCCAGACACGCAUGUGCUACCCGGAGACCACCAACCAGAAGCUCCAAAUCACGUGCAACGCCGGCUCGAUGCGCAUGCUUUCCAUGACCGGCACCACCGCCGAGUUCAUGCUCACCACACAGCCCCAGGACGGCAUCGACUCGAAGGAGUUCAAGCUUGUCGAGUGCAAG
Molecule: messenger RNA, 924 nt
Organism: Mesorhabditis spiculigera
Lineage: Eukaryota; Metazoa; Nematoda; Chromadorea; Rhabditida; Rhabditidae
Source: the annotation of a GenBank genome assembly